GACAACUGUGCGUUACGGAAGCAAAGCCCAGCCCGCAUUUCUGGUUGACGUUGUAUUGCUGAAGUUGUAGAGGAGAAUCGAACCACGGCAAAGCUGACAACUGAAGAGACAAAUCUGCAGGCCACACACACACACAGACACGAACACCUAUACACACUCCCACGAAAGAACUCAUCACAAGCAACCGAGACAGAGGUGGAAGCGUUACCGAUGAAUUUGACGAACUCUAUCGCCUCCUCUGACGCUGGUGCACCCGACUCCGCAGCGGCCCCGUCCAUGCCGUUUCCUUUCUCCUUUAACAGUUUCAUGGAAAACCUUCACGGGUGGUCCACAGACACGACAGCCGGUGAGACCUCAGUGGGGUUUUCGGCCAACAACCCACACGCAGCUGCCGGACCUCACGAAGGUGACAAGGCCAGAUGCGCCUCACCGGAGGAGGACAGCGGGCUCGGCUUCUUGUUUCACAUGAGCGACCCUGCGGCUCCUGCCGCCGCGAGUAACACAGAAGAUGCGCUCCGUUCGUUUUUCCCACCGGCGACGUCAGAGGCCGCGGCCAACGAGGCGGACAACUUCAACUUUGAUUUCGCCUCCUUCUUUCUGAGUCGGGGAGAGGGAAGCGGAGAUGAUGGGGCGAAGGAGAAGAGGGAGACGCACACGCGUGUGUUUGGUCAAGACAGCGCGCAAACUGGGCCCGAAUCGCGCCUGCCACCUUCACCCCCGCAAAACCCGACGGAGCAGGUCCAUCAAGUCAGCGGGUUCACAGAGAGCGACAGUGCUUCUCGCACUGCGAAUACAACGCCAGACGCACCAAGAGGGCCGAGGACUACGAGCCGUUCCAACCACAACGCCACACCAUCCACGUCUCUGUGCAAUCAGACAACAGUGAACACAGGGCCACUCAACUUUAACUUACCUCCUACGGCACACACAGUCGAGGCUGCACAGGCGGAGAGUCAUAAAGGCAAUGGGCAAGGACCGAAUGUGUUGCCGCGGAAUUCGAAAGGACCCUUCUUUUCAGAGCUCUCUCUCUCCGCAGCGCUCGCCGCCGCCUCCGCUGCCCCCGAGUACGCAGCUCCACACACCAGCACGCCGCCGCAAGAGGCGUCAAAGGUGGCGGAGGCGGUGACCGUGGAAGUCUGUCAAGCGAACGAAGACGGUGACCACAACCGCUGCAACGUUGAGAGCCGGGACGGCGUUCCUCUGGCGGGCACCAAUAGCGCGGGCGAGGAUAAUGUGCAGGGUCUAGACGAGAACGAAGAAGACAAGAGCGAGGCGACUCUUCAGGGAGCAUCUGCAGAGGCGAUUGGAAAAGAUGACGAUGAGGAGGUUGGACAUGUUUCUGCGACAGCCGCCGCCGUUGCCCAUGAUGCAGCAACCACGACGUCUGGCAUUCAACAGCCGUCAGCGCCGGCGCCAAUGACGCGAAAAGCUGCCGUCCGUGAGAUGGAGACGCACCGCGCUCCAACAGAGAACGCAUUUCCUUCGAAGACGGUGCUACCUCGGCAGUCUCCGCGCGGAGAGCGCAAAAUGCCGCCCACCGGUGCGGCGCAAGAGGGCAGUCCUUCCGCCGCUGCGUCCCACGCGGUGCUGGCGGACCUGAUCUCGGAGGCCCAACGUGUGUGCGCUCGUGCUGCCGAAGUCGAGACGGCGUCCCGUCAACACCUUUUUCCUUCUUCGUCUGCUCCACCUCGUGCUUGCGCAUCUCACCAUCCACGAAGCGAGAACACGUCUGCCCCCUCUCCUUCUUCUUGCUCUCCCCAUGAGAGCAGCUGCGAAGACGUCGCAGCGACUCCUGUGCUCACCGCAGCGGCAGGAUCGAACGCGCACGACGCGGUGGGCGCCUCAGAUGCCGUUUUCUUCGCGGAGGUCGCACAGUUGCAGAAGCAGUCGGCUCGACUCUCCGAAGAGACGGCGAAGUCGGCGGCGGUGUUUCAGUCGCAGACAGGGGACCUCCUGCGUUUGUUGGGCCCGCACACAGGGCUGGCCGGCUUUCUGGGAGAGGCGUACGCCGCGACACCGGUGGUGCAUUUGGCACCUUUUCUCAUCUCCUUAUUAGAGGGGCUGCUGCAGGACGACACAGACGCAGAAGACGACGACGAGGCUCCAGAAAAUGAAGCUGAGCUGUGCCCUUCAACUUUGAAUGUGCCCGAUAAGGGGGUGCGGCAAAUGUGA
This is a messenger RNA of Leptomonas pyrrhocoris, 2172 nucleotides long. RefSeq lists its product as hypothetical. The transcript has a single exon. Lineage: Eukaryota; Euglenozoa; Kinetoplastea; Trypanosomatida; Trypanosomatidae. Bases 211 to 2172 code for a protein of 653 amino acids. The record is from RefSeq and is a predicted model, not a curated record.